AUGGUGUCUAGAUCAUAUUCAAACCUGUUGGAGCUAGCUUCAGGCGAGUCCUCUUCCCCAUCCUUCAGUCGUAUGAGCCGUAGGAUCCCUCGAAUCAUGACUGUCCCCGGAAUAAUCUCCGAUGACGAUGACGAGUGCUCAGAUAGCGUCUCGUCCGACUCAUCAUCUUCGAACCCCCGAAAGGACAGGAUAAUAAUCGUAGCCAAUCAGCUCCCGAUACGGGUCCACCGCAAGACCGAUGGCUCGAAAGGUUGGACUUUCACGUGGGAAGACAACUCACUCCUCCUCCAGAUGAAAGAUGGGUUAGGGCCUGAUGAGAUGGAUUUCAUAUACGUUGGCUGUCUGAAAGAUGAAAUCCACCCCAAUGACCAGGACGAGGUGUCCCAGAUCCUGCUCGAGACCUACAAAUGUGUUCCCACCUUUUUGCCCCCAGAUUUAUAUAGCCGCUACUAUCACGGGUUUUGUAAACAGCAGCUGUGGCCCUUGUUUCACUACAUGCUGCCCUUGUCACCUGAUUUGGGCGGCAGGUUUAAUCGUUCCUUGUGGCAGGCUUACGUGUCAGUCAACAAGAAUUUUGCUGACAGGAUAAUGGAGGUUAUUAACCCGGAGGAUGACUUCGUGUGGGUCCACGACUACCAUUUGAUGGUUCUGCCCACUUUCUUGAGAAAGAGGUUCAACCGGGUCAAGCUUGGGUUUUUCCUCCACAGCCCGUUUCCCUCGUCCGAGAUCUACCGGACCCUGCCCAUCAGGGAGGAGCUUCUGCGGGCCCUUUUAAAUUCGGAUUUGAUUGGCUUCCACACAUUCGACUAUGCCCGUCAUUUCUUGUCGUGCUGUAGCCGGAUGUUAGGUCUCACGUACGAGUCUAAGAGGGGCUACAUCGGGCUCGAGUAUUACGGCCGCACGGUCAGCAUCAAGAUCUUGCCUGUCGGCAUCCACAUGGGCCAGCUCCAGUCGAUCUUGAGAUUACCGGAGACUGAGGCAAAAGUGACCCAACUCAUCAAACAAUUUUCAGGACAAGGAAAAACUAUGCUUCUAGGUGUAGAUGACAUGGACAUAUUCAAAGGCAUUAGCUUGAAGCUGCUGGCAAUGGAGCAGCUUCUGGUGCAGCAUCCGGAGAAGAAGGGCAAAGUUGUCCUUGUGCAGAUAGCAAAUCCUGCCAGGGGCAGAGGGAAGGACGUGAAGGAAGUUCAGGAUGAGACGUACGCCACGGUCAAACGGAUAAACGAGACGUUUGGUCAACCUGGGUACGAGCCCGUUAUAUUGAUCGAGCAGCCGUUGAAAUUUUAUGAGAGGAUUGCGUAUUACGUGGUGGCCGAGUGUUGCCUGGUGACGGCUGUUAGAGAUGGAAUGAACUUGAUACCGUACGAGUACGUGAUUAGCCGGCAGGGCAAUGAGAUACUAGAUCGGGCUCUCGGGCUAGAGGCUCCAGGCCCGAAAAAGAGCAUGCUGGUGGUGUCCGAGUUUAUAGGGUGCUCGCCUUCUUUGAGUGGGGCCAUUCGGGUGAACCCCUGGAAUAUCGACGUGGUAGCCGAGGCAAUGGACUUGGCUCUUGUGAUGGCUGAACCAGAAAAGCAAUUGAGACAUGAAAAACACUACAAGUAUGUGAGCACGCACGACGUGGCUUAUUGGGCCCGAAGUUUUUUGCAUGAUCUGGAGAGGACUUGUAAGGAGCACGGGCGUAGAAGGUGUUGGGGCAUUGGGUUCGGGCUAAGCUUCCGGGUUGUAGCGCUCGAUCCAAAUUUCAGGAAGUUGGCUAUGGAGCACAUAGUGUCGGCGUACAAGAGGACGGGGAAGAGGGCUAUUCUAUUGGACUAUGAUGGAACUUUGAUGCCUCAAAACUCGAUCGAUAAGAAGCCCAGCUCGAAAUCGUUGGAUAUUAUAAAUGAGUUGUGUAGGGAUAAGAACAAUAUGGUUUUUAUUGUAAGUGGUGGGCGACGGGACCAGUUGGAGGAGUGGUUUUCGUCUUGUGAGGACCUGGGAAUUGCUGCGGAGCAUGGUUAUUUUCUCAGGACGAGGCGUGAUGAGGAAUGGGAAACGUGUAUACCAGAAGUGGAAUGCAAUUGGAAACAAAUUGCGGAGCCCGUAAUGCAGCUCUACACGGAGACAACAGAUGGGUCAGUGAUCGAAUUUAAAGAAACCGCAAUGCGUUGGUGUUAUGAGGAUGCGGACCCUGAUUUUGGGUCGUGUCAGGCUAAAGAGCUUCUCGACCACCUUGAGAGCGUGCUUGCUAAUGAGCCCGUUACCGUCAAGAGCGGAACAAACUCUGUCGAAGUUAAGCCUCAGGGGGUGAGUAAGGGAGUGGUGGCGAAGCGUGUGUUGUCGGGCAUGCAAGAGAAUGGGAUGUGCCCGGAUUUUGUGCUGUGCAUUGGUGACGACAGGUCGGACGAGGACAUGUUUGAGGUGAUCACGAGCUCUAUCCCGGGGCCCACCAUAGCUCCCAAUGCAGAGGUGUUUGCAUGCACGGUUGGGCGUAAGCCGAGUAAGGCCAAGUACUAUCUUGAUGAUACCCUCGAAAUUGUUCGACUCAUGCAGGGAUUGGCCUCCGUUGCUCACCAAAUGCAAAUGCAAAUGCUGCCCCCCAUUUAA
This is a messenger RNA of Striga hermonthica, 2586 nucleotides long. Lineage: Eukaryota; Viridiplantae; Streptophyta; Magnoliopsida; Lamiales; Orobanchaceae. The record is from the annotation of a GenBank genome assembly.